UACUACGUCAUUAACCAUUGACGGAAAUUGGCGGUCAGUGUGUCACGUGCUGUUGUAAAAUCCUCCAGAGAAACAUGGCAGCCUGCUUGAACAUUGGUGGUGUUAGGUGGCUCCACAGAAAUCUGUCUCUGCUCGGAAACCUGUCCAGACACGGAGUGGUUCCGUAUCUGACCGAGGCAACCGGCCACCUCCAGCCAUCAUCGCGCUUCAGCAGCCUUGGUUCAGGCGUCAGCACGCCGACAACCGCGGGCUGCAGGCUGACGCCCCUCCACCGCUGGGUGCGGGUCACGGCCGUACCCCUUGUUCAAAGCGCUCUCUCAAAGUCCACCUGUGGACGAAACGCACAAGCUCGACUGUUUGGUAACCGGGCCAGUGGAUCAGGCUUCUCCGGAGAGGGCGGCGGAGAGAGCGCGGCUUCUGGGGGAGAUGAGCCAGGAGGAGAUGGAGAAGCUCCUUACGGAGAAGCCCAGAUGACGGCUCUCACCCCCAUGAUGAUUCCGGAGGUGUUUCCUAAUGUGCCGCUGAUUGCUGUGAGCAGGAACCCGGUGUUCCCUCGUUUCAUUAAGAUCAUCGAGGUAAAGAACAAGGCGCUGAUGGAUCUGUUGAGGAGAAAGGUGCGUCUUGCUCAGCCUUAUGCUGGAGUCUUUAUGAAGAAGGAUGAUAAUAAUGAGUCAGAUGUAGUGGAGUCCCUGGACUCCAUCUAUUCCACGGGGACUUUUGUUCAGAUCCAUGAGAUGCAGGAUUUAGGAGAUAAGCUUAGGAUGAUUGUCAUGGGCCACCGCAGGAUCCGUAUAACAAAUCAACUGGAGGUUGAGGCUGAGGAGGUAUCAGCAUCCCCUGAAUGGUCAGAGUCUGAACCUGAGUCCCAGGUCAAGUCUGUGCCAAGACGCAAAUCUAAACGCAACCGUAAGGACCAGUCAGCCUCCCUGACAGAGCAGCUUGAGAACAAGGUUUCAGAAGCUGACCUGAGUCCAGAGUUUCAGCCUUUGCCCUACCCUAACAUCCUGAUGGUUGAAGUGGAUAACGUUCAUCAUGAACAGUUCACGGUCACCGAAGAGGUCAAGGCUUUGACUGCUGAAAUAGUGAAGACCAUCAGAGACAUCAUUGCCCUUAACCCCCUCUACAGAGAGUCGGUGCUUCAGAUGAUGCAGGCAGGUCAACGAGUGGUUGAUAACCCCAUCUACCUGAGUGACAUGGGUGCAGCGCUGACAGGAGCAGAGUCCCAUGAACUACAGGAUGUCCUGGAGGAGACCAAUAUCCCAAAGCGUCUCUACAAGGCUUUGUCUCUUCUGAAGAAGGAGUAUGAACUCAGUAAACUGCAGCAGCGCCUAGGUCGUGAGGUGGAGGAGAAGAUCAAACAGACCCACAGAAAGUACCUUCUCCAGGAGCAGCUCAAGAUCAUCAAGAAGGAGCUGGGUCUGGAAAAAGAUGACAAAGAAGCUAUUGAGGAGAAAUUUAGGGAGAGACUUAAAGACCGGAAUGUCCCUCAGCACAUCAUGGAUGUGAUCAGUGAAGAACUCAACAAACUGUCGCUGCUGGACAACCACUCAUCUGAGUUCAAUGUAACCCGUAACUACCUGGACUGGCUAACCAGCAUGCCAUGGGGCACCAACAGUCAAGAAAACCUGUCAUUAGACAGAGCCAGAGAGGUUCUUGAAGAAGACCAUUAUGGAAUGGAUGAUGUUAAAAAACGCAUAUUGGAGUUCAUUGCAGUGAGCCAGCUCCGAGGCUCCACCCAGGGGAAGAUCCUGUGUUUCUAUGGCCCUCCUGGUGUAGGAAAGACCUCUAUUGCUCGAUCCAUUGCCAGAGCACUUAACAGACAAUAUUUCAGGUUCAGCGUGGGAGGCAUGACCGAUGUGGCCGAGAUCAAAGGACACAGGAGAACAUAUGUUGGAGCAAUGCCUGGGAAAAUGAUCCAGUGUUUGAAGAAAACCAAGACGGAGAACCCUUUGGUGUUAAUAGAUGAGGUGGAUAAAAUAGGCCGUGGUUACCAGGGUGAUCCAUCCUCUGCUCUACUGGAGCUUCUGGAUCCUGAACAGAAUUCCAAUUUCCUUGACCAUUACCUGGAUGUCCCAGUGGAUCUGUCAAAAGUUCUGUUCAUCUGCACAGCCAAUGUGACUGACACCAUCCCAGAACCCCUCAGAGACAGGAUGGAAAUGAUCAACGUCUCCGGAUAUGUGGCCCAGGAGAAACUGGCUAUUGCUGAGCGUUACCUGCUCCCUCAAAUGCGCACACUCUGUGGCUUGACUGAAGAGACGGCCUCCAUCUCAUCAGAUGCCCUCAGUCUUCUCAUCAGACAGUACUGCAGAGAGUCUGGAGUGAGGAACCUGCAGAAACAGAUAGAGAAGGUGUUCCGUAAAGUGGCAUUCAAUAUCGUGAGUGGAGCACAGGACUCCAUGGCCGUCACGCCUGACAAUCUGCACAAUUAUGUGGGUAAACCUGUUUUCACAGUGGAUCGCAUGUAUGAUGUCACCCCACCAGGAGUGGUCAUGGGCCUUGCAUGGACAGCUAUGGGAGGCUCCACGCUGUUCAUUGAGACGUCACUCCGACAACCUCUUGGAGGGGCAGAAGCUAAGGGAGAGGGUUCAUUAGAGGUUACAGGUCAACUUGGUGAAGUCAUGAAGGAAAGUGCAAAGAUUGCUUCAACAUUCGCCAGAGCCUUCCUCAUGACCAAAGAACCGGGAAAUAACUUCCUGAUCAGUUCCCACCUGCACCUGCAUGUUCCUGAGGGAGCAACUCCUAAAGAUGGACCCAGCGCUGGUUGCACUAUUGUUACUGCACUGUUGUCCCUGGCAACCAACCAGUCAGUGCGUCAGAAUGUGGCCAUGACCGGAGAGGUGUCGCUAACUGGCAAAAUCCUGCCAGUAGGCGGAAUCAAAGAGAAAACUAUUGCUGUAUGGAACACACACAGCCCGCCGUGCUGGUGUGAUCUGCAUCAUUCUUCCAGCUGAGAAUCGAAAGGACUUCUCUGACCUGCCAGACUACAUCAGAGAUGGACUGGAGGUCCACUUUGUCGACCACUACAGCCAGAUUUAUCCAAUUGUCUUCCCACAGAACUAGGAAGAGACCGUAUUAACAGCGUGAUACUGCACAUCAUUCCGGUUGUAGACUGUUAUAUUUUUGUAGCUCUAGUCCUGCUAUGGAGACCGGUACCAUCAGUUCUAGGAUCAUCCAUAGGUCGAUUCUAGAACAGAUGGCUUUGAUGAUUACAAGCAUUCAUCCUGACACAGAGCAACGGAGCGCUGUGAUUUUUGGGCAGGAUCAUUGGAUUGGAACCGGCCAGGCCACAAACGAGUUUGGACAGCAUGGUGACGACACCCUCCAAAGUCAUUGUGUCACUGAUGAACACAAGUCUGAAGGAUGACUGCUGCCAUGCAGCUUCUUUACCCACACCUCUGUGGAAGGACACUUUCAGAGAAGUCCAUCAUAUUUAAAUAAAGUGUAAGACAAAACUGA
Messenger RNA from Girardinichthys multiradiatus, 3456 nucleotides. It is a transcript of the gene lonp1, whose product is annotated as lon peptidase 1, mitochondrial. Lineage: Eukaryota; Metazoa; Chordata; Actinopteri; Cyprinodontiformes; Goodeidae. Gene Ontology annotation, molecular function: ATP hydrolysis activity; single-stranded DNA binding; ATP-dependent peptidase activity. Bases 75 to 2951 code for a protein of 958 amino acids. The record is from RefSeq and is a predicted model, not a curated record. Gene Ontology annotation, biological process: mitochondrion organization; protein quality control for misfolded or incompletely synthesized proteins; protein catabolic process. The transcript is spliced from 22 exons. Gene Ontology annotation, cellular component: mitochondrial matrix.